AUGUUGAUGGACAUGCCCUAUCGUUCGAAAGCUACAUCCACGGCAAAGGCGUAUCGAGAAGGAGAAGAACCUUCCAAAAAACGAGUCGUCCUUCCUACCAGAGAUGUUGGGAAUUCCGUGUUCCGUGUUCCGCGUUUUUUUCAAUAUUUUUUCCGUGUUCCGUGUUCCGUGUUCCGUAGAAAUAAGUUUUUUUCCGUUUUCCGUGUUCCGUGUUCCGUAUAAACUAUAUUUUCCGCGGAAAAAUUCGAUCACAAAUUUUAUUUUUUUCAUUAUUAUUUUCAAAUUCCCCCUUGUUUUAGCAUCCCAUUAUCUCUCUGUUCCAUCUACUCCCUCGGAAUCGGAGAGGCUUUUCAGUUUUUCUGGUUUGGUUUGCUCGCCUCGUAGAUCAAAUUUAUCUCCGGAAAGAUUAGGACAAUUGACGUUUUGUGGUCAAAAUUUGAACAUUUUCGGAUUCGGACCAUAUUCGUGAAAAGUGGAUUCCAUUUUCAGUCGUUUUUUACUGUAGUUGUUUACUGUUGUGUUGUUGGUUUUGUUAUUUUUAUGAAAUUUUCAGUAAAACUUUCACAUGAGUCAAACAGCUGCCUUGUCAGUCAGUUAAUCGAAUUAAACAAAACAUUAUUUUUUUAAAAAUCACUGGAAUUCUCUUGAAAACGCUUUUUUCCGUGUUCCGUUAAAAAAAAAAUUUCCGUGUUCCGUAGAAUUAAGUUUUUUCCGUUUUCCGUGUUCCGUGUUCCGUAAAAAAAAAAUUUCCGUGUUCCGUAGAAAUAAGUUUUUUCCGUUUUCCGUGUUCCGUGUUCCGUAAAAAAAAAUUUCCGUUUUCCGUGUUCCGUGUUCCGUAGAGUAAAAUUUUUAUUCCCAACAUCUCUGCUUCCUACUAUACUUGCUCGAAAGGGCGACGGAAAUCGGAAGCAGCGCUCUGGCGAGGAUCUCGGCGGCCUAUCAAGCGGUGAACGACGGGAUCUCAAGGAUCGGAGCGACCUUUGUGGCGGACGUCAUAAAGGCGAAGCGCAGGCUGGAGUGCCCCGUGAAGAAGAAGCCGAUAGAGGUGACGAUCGAGGACGUCGAGAAGAUCACGCAGAUCGCGAUGCAAUCCAACAGCCCCACGUGCGACAGAGAUGCCUUGUUGGCAAUUUUGUCGUUCCACGUGAUGCUUCGAGCUUCAGAGGCGGAGGAGAUCAGAUGGGACGACGUCAUUCAGUCAGGAGAUCUGAUCGAAGUAGUCGUGAAGAGAACCAAAAACGACCAGAUGGGGCUGGGAAGAUCGUCGUUCUUCCACUACACGCCGGGCAGCGACGCAGACAUCCUGAUGUGCCGGUGGCGAUUGAGGAAUAAAAAGAGGACGUGCGAAUACGUGUUCUCAAACGCGGAUGGCUCGAGAAGGCUCACGGAGCAAUCGAUUUCGGCGGCGGCGACGAAGAUGCUCAAGUUGGUCGGGAAAGCAGGAGCGACUCAUCACGGAUUCCGGAGAGGAGGAGCCAACCACUUGCGAGCACAAGGGCACUCGUUGGAGGAGAUCCGUACGAGAGGGCGUUGGAGAUCCAUGACAGGCCUUCAAAGAUAUCUGAAGGACAUCCCGGAGGCGCAAGGAUGCAAGUCGACGAUGCGAACGCGUGGAGGUCUGGAGGAACUCGAGGAGUCCGACGAGGAAUAA
This is a messenger RNA of Caenorhabditis sp. 36 PRJEB53466, 1651 nucleotides long. The record is from the annotation of a GenBank genome assembly. Lineage: Eukaryota; Metazoa; Nematoda; Chromadorea; Rhabditida; Rhabditidae.